Molecule: messenger RNA, 432 nt
Organism: Neoarthrinium moseri
Lineage: Eukaryota; Fungi; Ascomycota; Sordariomycetes; Amphisphaeriales; Apiosporaceae
Exons: 1
Coding region: 1-432 (143 amino acids)
Source: RefSeq, a predicted model, not a curated record
AUGCGCUCUCUGUCUUUCGUCGUUGCCCUUUGGUCUCCCAUUGUAACCGCCCAAGGCUGGUGUACUGGCGACAAGUCCAUCGUGGGAUAUUGCACGCCAGACACAUGGAACGCUCAGCCCAUCAAUGCUUCUGCCCCAACGAACGACGAAUGCCAAGAUGCCUGCAGAGGUGUUGCCAGUGACGCAGGGGACUGGUUUGCCAACCUCACAGGUUCUGCAGAGGGCGAACGGAGAAGUGUAGUGGGCUACCCUUGCCAGUUCUCGCUGGGAAGGGGACCCGGCCAAGCAGACCCCCUGGUGUUCUCGUUUGCCAACCAAGAUAUACUGGACAUUUAUGACGGCGUCAUCCAGAGGUUCGGCAGCAGCGGGAGAACUGCUGCAUCGGGUACAAUGACAUGCGAAGGAAAGAAGGUCUCCUGGUGGGUGGAUUAG